This is a messenger RNA of Solanum verrucosum, 501 nucleotides long. RefSeq lists its product as uncharacterized. The record is from RefSeq and is a predicted model, not a curated record. Bases 1 to 486 code for a protein of 161 amino acids. Lineage: Eukaryota; Viridiplantae; Streptophyta; Magnoliopsida; Solanales; Solanaceae. The transcript has a single exon.
AUGAGGCAAAAUCUCCAGAUUGUUGUUCUCACAUUUAUCGUCAUAGUAUUAUCGUCGUUGCAAUCCAAUUGCAGAGAGCUUCGUCCGGCGGAGCACGGGCUAACGACGACGGAGAAUCAAAACUCAGAUUCCACUACAACGACUACAAACGAUGAGGUUCCGGAGAUGAUGUCGUUCUUCGGCGGUAAUGACGGCCGGCGGAAUACUCAGCCGCCGGUAGCAAAGCCGAUUGCGGAGAACGUGACGUGGAUCGGCGGAGAGAGAGGAGGAAUGGCAGUUCAUCACAACAGCAGAGAUCAUGUGAGGGAUGUGUUGUUGAUUUCCAGUUUGGUUUGUGGAGCUACCGGCGUCGUUUUGCUUGCCGUUUCAGUGUUUGUUUGCGUCGUUUUGAGGUUCAGAAAGGAAAAAUCAGUGGAAAAAGGAAAAGAAACGACGUCGUUGGCUACGCCAGUAGAUAACGUUGUUCUCGCCCAGAAAGGAACGUAACUACAGUGCUUCGAC